CAGGGAGUUGGGAGCAGCUGCCCCGGCCUGGCUCUGAACCCAGCAGCCGGCAGGGAAUUGGGAGCGGUUGUCCCGGCCCAGCUCCUGCUCCCGGCAGCAGACAGGGAAUUGGGAGCGACUCUCCCGGCCCGGCAGCCGGCAGGGAAUUGGGGGCGGCUGUCCCGGCCCUGCUCUGAACCCAGCAGCCCCCAGGGAAUUGGGAGUGGCUCUCCCGGCCCGGCAGUAGGCAGGGAAUUGGGGGCGGCUGUCCCGGCCCGGCUCCUGAACCCAGAAGCCCCCAGAGAACUGGGAGCGCCUGUCCCGGCCCGGCAUCCGGCCGGGAAUUGGGAGCGGCUGUCCUGCCCCGGCUCCUGAACCCAGCAGCCUCCAGGGAAUUGGGAGCAGCUGUCCUGUCCCGGCCCGGCUCCUGAACUCAGCAGCCGGCCGGGAAUUUGGGAGCGGCUGCCCUGCCCCAGCUCCUGACCUCAGCAGCCCUCAAGGAAUUGGGAGCGGCAGGAGCGCCUGGCCCGGCCCGGUUCCUGAACACAACAGCCCUCAGGGAAUUGGGAGCGGCUGGCCCGGCUUGGCUCCUGCUCCCGGCGUUGUUCGUGGUUCUUCUCAGCGGGAGCUGGCGGGCUCGGGACCGGGCAUUCCUUUAGGGUUGAACGUUUCAGGCUGUUUUCAGCUAUCGGAGUGUCUGGGAACACUCGCUUUGUUGAGUCAGCGCGGUGACCCGGAGCUCCAGCCGGUGAACGGAGCUGUUAUUUCACCGAUAAGGCCGGAGUGUGCAGGGCAGGAAAGAUGCGAGGUUAGAAGUUGAUCCGAUGUCCCCUCGUUGUGCUGGGAGUAAGGAGCCAGCUCCCAUCCCGGCUGCCGGGCAUCCCACAGUGAGCUCCCAGUUCCAGGGGAAGCCGGGUUGGCAAGCGGCUGUCCACGCCUGCGGUCAGGCCCGGAGGAUGUCCCGGAGCGGCUGGCAGCGCUCGGAGCACCGGGAGAUGUGACCUGCAUCCCCCAUCGCAGCCAUUCCUCGGUGGGAUCGCUGCUCCCGCUGCGCCUUCCAGGAAUAACUUCGGGAGCUAAAAGGAAACAGCGAGGCCUGAAAUGUUGGUAUUGACAGCAGCCCGUGGGCUCAGAGAUGGAUUCACCAGAAGGGGCCUCCAUUAGAAGUGAGCAGAAAUACAGGAAAUUCCUAAAAAGCCUGAUAAGAAAGCAGCCUCGGGACCUUCUGCUGGUGAUUGGGACGGGGGUGAGUGCUGCAGUGGCCCCAGGAAUCCCAGCACUGUGCUCCUGGAGGAGCUGCAUCGAGGCUGUGCUUGGAGCAGCUGAGCAGCUGGAGGUGCUGCACCCCGGGGAUGUCGCUGAAUUCCGCAAGAAGGUGGCCAAAGAGAGGGACCUGCUUGUGGUGGCACAUGAUCUCAUCAGGAAGAUGUCACCACGUACCGGGGACACCAAGCCCAACUUCUUCCAGGAUUGCCUAAUGGAGGUGUUUGAUAAUUUAGAGCAGCACAUUCAGAACCCUGUGGUUCUGCAGUCCAUCCUGAGGCUCAUGGAGAGAGGCACGAUGGUUCUGACUACAAACUAUGAUAACCUGCUUGAAAUAUUUGGUCAGCAGCAGGGUAAACCCAUGGAAUCUUUAGACCUUAAAGAUAAGGAUAAGGUUCUUCAGUGGGCAAGGGGCCAUGUAAAAUAUGGAGUUCUCCAUAUUCAUGGCUUAUAUACAGAUCCCUGUGGAAUGGUGCUCGAUCCCUCAGGAUAUAAAGAUGUUACUCAAGAUCCUGAAGUCAUGGAGGUUCUCCAGAACUUGUACAGAACCAAAUCCUUUUUGUUUUUGGGCUGUGGAGAGACUCUGCGUGACCAGAUAUUCCAGGCUCUUUUUCUUUACACAGUAAAGAACAAAGUGGAUCUAGAACAUUACAUGUUGGUGCUUAAAGAAAAUGAAGACCACUUUUUUAAGCUGCAGGCAGAUAUGCUGCUGCAUGGAAUAAAAGUGGUGUCCUAUGGGGACUGCUUCCAACAAUUCCCAGAGUAUGUCCAGGAUCUGACUGCUCAAAUCUGCAAACAGAGAAGUCCAGAUGCUGACAGGGUGGACAGCACAACGCUCUUGGGAGCAUCAUGUGUGGACUGUGCUAAAAGGAAGUUAGGAGAAAGUGGCACUGAUUCUCCUAAGAGGAUCAAAGAGUCAGAUAUGCCCACUCUUGAAUGAAAAAAACUCCAGACACCAAAGGCCCACUCCAGAAGCUUUUUAACAGUAGGUGUUUAACAUCUGCUGCAUGGAAAGUUUUGAGAUGGUAUUUUCAUGAUUUUAAUUUGAAUAAAAUUGUACAUACUAGCUUUC
Melospiza georgiana is the source of this 2314-nucleotide messenger RNA. It is a transcript of the gene SIRAL2, whose product is annotated as family with sequence similarity 118 member A. The transcript is spliced from 8 exons. The record is from RefSeq and is a predicted model, not a curated record. The coding region runs from base 1115 to 2182 and encodes 355 amino acids. Lineage: Eukaryota; Metazoa; Chordata; Aves; Passeriformes; Passerellidae.